UCGAUGGGCUGUUUCGUUUGUCAGUGUAGUGUCAUAUAUUCAUUUUACAGGCUAAUUUGCUCUGCAAGAUGUUUUUAAAUAAAAUAAGUUUAUUUUUCACUUUACUUAUAGUAGUUUAUAAAGUUGACUGUGCUUAUCCAGAUCCAAAUGUACCUGUAUUCAUUUGGGGAAGUAAGAAUGCCUUUGCAAAUCCUUCAUCUCUUCCACCUCUGACACAUGUACCAAAACAACAGUUCUCCAAUGAGCUGGAUAAGGUGCUCAAAAAAGAUGUGUCCUUAGUCCUCUUCGUGGAUGAAAAGUUAUCUCCUGAAGAUUUCCAAUGUACAUUGGAUGAUCAAUCUUGUUUCAAGAACUUAAUGUCGUAUCAAAAUACAAAUGAAUUUUUGUAUUUUCCAUCUGUUGAGAGCCCCGCAGAAAUUGUGAAGUCAAGAGGAAAUGUAGAAAUUGUAACCUUAGAUGACAAAGUUACAGAGAGCCGUCAGCAAUUGCUGGCUGAACACGAUAACCAAAUGCAAGAAAAAAUUACCUCCUUGCAAAAUGCAAAUAAGGACUUUGUUGUAGUUUACACUGCGAAGAAUCCCUCUCUGCAUAUCCAAUCAAAUCACCGAGUCACCAGACAAGCCAGUAAUAGCACUGCAGACGACAAAGUUAAUGUGCAUCAACUUGAUGGGGUUUUAUUAGCUUUUUCCAAACUGACCGUAUACACAAACGCUGAAAAAGAUGGUAAGCCCAUAAUCCCAACAAGCGUCACUUCAAAGGAUUACUCUGAUGAAAAUGUUAAACAAUAUGAAGUCAAAAUUGAAGAUGCAACAUAUAUAUUAAAAUUGAAUGUAACAAUGAAGAGUGGUUACUGGAGUGUUACAAGCAUUAACUUCAAGGAUAGUUCUGAAACUCAUGUAAUGCGUUCAUCAGUAGAUAUUGCAGGAGUUGGUGAUUUUUCUUUCCAUUGCGCUCCAAUGAUCCGUUUCACAGCUCUUGGCCAGUCUAGUGGUUCUUACAUCAUUGUUGGCUUAUCUGCUUUACAGAUCCAACCCUUCCGUGAGAAGCCACAGGAGUAUAAAUUUGGUGACUCAUUGGACUGUGUAGGAUUUAUGAGCGCACCUAUUCUCGCUGGUUUAUUUGUAACAUUUAUGCUGGCUGCCAUCGUUGCUCUUGGAAUUUGUAUGAUGAUGGACUUAAAAACAAUGGAUCGUUUUGAAGAUCCUAAAGGAAAAACAAUUACUGUUACUGCCACAGAAUAAAUACUUUUUCCGGGUGCAUGGAUUUCCAGAUGCAUCUUUCUUGUUGUUAACCAACGAUUUGAAUUACAGUGUAAUUCAAAUUUCGUGCACAUUUAUAUAAGUAGUUAUUGUAAAUAUAAAUUCUUGGAUUGUCAGUAUGUUGGUCUAGUUACUUCUGCCUAACACACAUUGUAAAUAUUAAAAUUUUUAUUAGGAACUUGAAAAUUUAUUUUUAACAAGUACAAUAAACCUAACUUGAUGGCAGUAUUAAUUAAAUAAGAUACGUCUAUAUAUUUUAAAGUGUAAAAUAUAAAGCCGUGAUAUAAAUGUAUGAGUUGUCUGUUGAAUAUUCCAAAAUAUAUUGUAUAAUAUGUAUUAAAUUAUGAGUUCAUGUAUGUUACUAUAUAUUUAAAUGGAGCAAAGUAAAAUAAUGACAAUAAGUUUCUUGAAGAAUAUCGAUCAUGUUACCAUAAAAUAAAUUACAUACCAUCUUAUAGAAUGCUCCCAUUGUAAUAUAAAUCAAAUGUAUUCAGAACAUAUCAUUUGUAAAAUUAGAAAUAAAACAUGAUGCAUUGCAAAGAAAUGCCUGUCACUAGAUUAUUAUGAAGACACAAAGUAAAAAUGUAGAUAUGUAUA
This is a messenger RNA of Ctenocephalides felis (cat flea), 1856 nucleotides long. RefSeq lists its product as uncharacterized. The transcript is spliced from 7 exons. NCBI's taxonomy places the organism in Eukaryota, Metazoa, Arthropoda, Insecta, Siphonaptera, Pulicidae. The record is from RefSeq and is a predicted model, not a curated record. Gene Ontology annotation, cellular component: proton-transporting V-type ATPase complex. The coding region runs from base 69 to 1241 and encodes 390 amino acids.